AGAAAGCAAGGAAAAGGAGCGGAAAAAGAAAACAUAAAGAACGGAGAGGGGAUUUGUUUGGUUGAAUCAAAUGGGCGAACAAUGUGAUUUUCAGACGACCAUUAUCUAUUUUCCUCCUAUUUGUCGAAGAAUUGAUUUUGGGAAUGAGAGGAAGAACCUUUUCUUUCGCUGUCCGCAAGUCCCUCCCACCAAACACAGCUGACCACCGCAGAAGAUUAAGCUGGAAUCUGCAAUUGGGAAAACCGUUCCUACGAUGUAUUUUGAGAACUAUAUAUUAGAUUAAACGAAGUCCUUUGGCAUGCACCUUUGCAAAUUGCAAUGCGUCUACCGAGCAUUCCUACAGGUUCCAAACUCCCCAACUGGCACUCAACGAUCAAGCACUCAUCUUCCAAUGGAAAAUGGAAAGAAGUGCUUUCCCACUAUCGUGAAAUGAAGAGAGGAGGAGUUCAAUUAGCAGAACCGUCGUUGCUCUGUUCCAUUCUCAAAGCAGCUUCAGCACUCUCCUUUACACACGGAAAAUCUAUUCAUGCAUGCUUGCUCAAGCAAGGACUGGACUCGUUCACUUCUGUGGGAAAUUCCUCCUUGGACUUUUACAUGAAAUGGGGGACCUCUGAUUCUGCACUGCGUGUUUUUGGCGCCAUGGAUAGGAGAGACUCUGUUUCCUGGAAUAUAAUGAUUCACGGGUUCCUUCAAGAGGGUGAUUUAGAAGAAGGUUUGUUGUGGUUCGCGGAGGCUAGAAUCGCUGGAUUUGAACCCAACACUUCCACAUUGGUUCUAGUGAUCCACACAUGUCGCAGUCUUGGAAUUAUUACUCUUGCAGGACUCAAGAUACAUGCUUACAUAAUCAGAAAUGGGUUUGGUUCCAUUCCUUCAGUUCAGAAUUCUCUGCUGAGUAUGUAUGCAGACGCUGACAUAGGAUGUGCACAUGAGAUGUUUGAUGAAAUGACCAAGAGAGAUGUGGUCUCUUGGAGUGUGAUGAUUGGCGGCUAUGUGCAAAUUGAGGAAGCUCAGCUGGCAUUGUGCCUCUUCAGGGAGAUGGUAUCUGAGGCCAUGGUUGAACCGGAUGGAGUGACCACUGUCGGUGUUAUCAGAGCUUGUACUGUCUUGAGGGACAUCGGUUUGGGAAAAUCAGUCCAUGGGUUUACGAUCUGUAGAGGCUUUGAGUUUGACUUGUUUGUUGGAAACUCGUUGAUUGAUAUGUAUUCAAAAUGUAAUGAGGUUGACUUGGCCUUUGGAGUCUUCAAGGAGAUGCCUCAUAAGAACAAUGUUUCUUGGAAUUCAAUCUUAUCUGGAUUUGUCCAAAAUGAGAACCAUUCGGCAUCUUUAGGACUCUUCGAUUCUAUGAGGGAUGCGAGAAUUGAGGUGGAUGGAGUGACUCUUGUGAACCUUCUCCAAACAUGUAAGCAUUUUGUUGAUGCAUCUCAGUGCAAGCUUCUUCAUUCCAUGAUAAUCCGUCGGGGUUUUGAAUCAAAUGAGUUGGUGAUAAAUUCUUUGCUUGAUGCUUAUGCAAAGUCUAACCUUGUUGAGCUUGCAUGGAAACUGUUCCAUGGGAUGAAGAGAAGGGAUAUGGUUUCUUGGAGUACAAUGAUUGCUGGGUUUACAUACUGUGGCAAACCUGAUGAAGCAAUAGCAGUUUUCCAAAGCAUGAACGAGGCCCAAGAGAAUCCCAGUAAAGUUACCAUUUUAAAUCUCCUAGAGGCUUGCUCAGCUUCAGCUGAACUGAGAAGGUCAAAAUGGGCUCAUGGAAUUGCACUGAGAAGAGGCUUGGCUGCAGAUGUGGCAGUUGGUACAGCAAUUAUAGACAUGUACUCCAAGUGUGGAGCAAUUGAAGCAUCCAGAAAGGCCUUCCACCAAAUUCCCCAGAAGAAUAUAGUCUCAUGGGGUUCCAUGAUACAAGCUUACAGCACAAAUGGCCUUCCAAACGAUGCCCUAUCUUUAUUUUCUGAAAUGAAACAGCAUGGUUUGAAGCCAAACGCAGUAACAGCUCUCUCUGUUCUAUCCGCAUGUAGUCGUGGGGGGUUAGUGGAAGAGGGUCUCUCUGUUUUCCAAGGGAUGGUUCAAGAUGAUGGCAUCAAACCCAAAUUGGAGCACUAUUCGUGCAUGGUGGACAUGUUGGGUCGGGCAGGGAUGAUCGACCCUGCACUGGAAUUGAUCGAAAACUUGCCCAGAGGAUUGGAAGCCAGUGGAAGUCUUUGGGGGGCAUUCUUGAGUGCUUGCAGAUGCUGUGGAAACAGCGAGCUCGGUGCGAGAGCUCUUUCCCGUGUUCUUGAGUUAGAGCCUUCAAGUUCAGGGGGAUAUAUGCUUGCUUCGAGCAUGUACACUGCAGGUGGUCUAUGGAAUGAGGCUGCAAAGGUGAGAUUGUUAGCAAAGGAGAGGAGGGUGAAGGUCAUGGCUGGUUACAGCUCGGUGCAUGUUGGUAAUAGAGCGUGUAGGUUUGUUGCUGGAGAUGAGUCCCAUCCCAGGGCUGCCGAAGUAGGUGGUGUGGUUAAGCAGCUGCAUAUAUGUAUGAGGAUGGAUAAGGAAUCUGAUGCAACAAUGGGAUGUUCAUAAACCAAUUGUAACCUUAAAAAGUUUCUGAUUUUUUACGUAAAAAAAGGGUUGAACGUUCUUCAAACAUUUUUAAAAUACCUCAUUUGAUGUUUGUUAAUGAUUGUCUUAUUUUUACCAAGGCUAAUAAUUAGGAUGCUGGUGAUGUUGUGCUAGUGUAGUUCAACAUACAUAGUAAAGCUUCUAGCUAGAAAGUUAACCUUAAUAAACAAAUGGUUCAAUUCUCUGCAAAA
This is a messenger RNA of Malania oleifera, 2780 nucleotides long. Its product is annotated as pentatricopeptide repeat-containing protein At2g17210. The coding region runs from base 319 to 2550 and encodes 743 amino acids. The record is from RefSeq and is a predicted model, not a curated record. NCBI's taxonomy places the organism in Eukaryota, Viridiplantae, Streptophyta, Magnoliopsida, Santalales, Ximeniaceae. The transcript has a single exon. Gene Ontology annotation, molecular function: protein binding; RNA binding. Gene Ontology annotation, biological process: RNA modification.